This is a messenger RNA of Conger conger (European conger), 1206 nucleotides long. RefSeq names its product GTPase IMAP family member 7-like. The transcript is spliced from 5 exons. The record is from RefSeq and is a predicted model, not a curated record. Lineage: Eukaryota; Metazoa; Chordata; Actinopteri; Anguilliformes; Congridae. Gene Ontology annotation, molecular function: GTP binding. The coding region runs from base 1 to 1206 and encodes 401 amino acids.
AUGGCCUCUGAAAUCAGCCCCAUUUUGGGGAAAGAGGUUGAAAAGGAAACAUCUGAUGAAGCCGCAGGCCCUGUGAACAUGAGGCUGGGGAGAUCUGGUUCACCUGUGCCCAGUGUUCAGACAAUGCAGACACACCGUUCCAAGGAUGAGCCACCAAACUUCAGCAAGGAGAUGGAGCCCAUGGGACCAAGUCUCUCUCUCACACAUAUGAUGAAUGGCUUCUUUCAUGAAAGAGUGUAUUUUUCCACAGAGUCUGGAAGGAGACCUGCACCUCAUGAUCUGAGGAUUGUGCUGGUGGGAAAGACUGGAGCAGGAAAGAGUGCAACCGGAAACACCAUCCUGGGGAGAGAGGUGUUUAAAGAGGCGUUUUCCCCUAAAUCUGUCACCUUAAAGUGUGAGGAACAUAGUGGAGAGGUGGCAGGGAGACAUGUUACUGUGAUCGACACACCUGGGAUCUUUCAUCCAUCUCCUUCUUUUGAUCAAAUCACACGUGAAAUGAUAGAAAGCAAGAGCCACUUUUUCCUGCUAGUGAUCAGACUGGGGAGGUUCACAGAGGAAGAGAGGGCCACUCUGAAAAGGAUCCAGGAGAAUUUAGGAGAGGAGGCUUUGCAGUACACAAUGGUGCUUUUCACGGGAGGAGAUGAGCUGAGAUCACCAGUGGAGGAGUUUCUGAGUGAAGGCAGCGGUCAUCAAGAGCUCAUCCACAGCUGCGGUGGUGGAUAUUACGUCUUCAACAACAGAGACAGAAAGAACCGCACUCAGGUUGCAGCACUGCUGGAGAAGAUUGACACUGUGCUGUUUAAUAUGACAGGAUACCAUCAUGCCACAAUGAGGAUCCAACAGGUUCAAAGAAUGAUACAAACAGAGGAGGAGCGAAAGAGGGAGGAGAUUGAGAGAGAGAUCAGAGCAGAGGAGGAGAGAAAGAGGGAGGAGUCUGAGAGAGAGAUCAGAGCAGAGGAGGAGAGAAAGAGGGAAGAGUCUGAGAGAAAGAUCAGAGGCAAAGGUGAGCAGGGCAAAGGUGAGCAGGACAAAGGUGAGCAGGGCAAAGGUGAGCAGGACAAAGGUGAGCAGGGCAAAGGUGAGCAGGACAAAGGUGAGCAGGGCAAAGGUGAGCAGGACAAAGGUGAGCAGGGCAAAGGUGAACAGGGCAAAGGUGAGCAGGGCAAAGGUGAACAGGGCAAAGGUGAACAGGGCAAAGAUUGGUGA